AGCUGCAGAAAACGUGGCUCUCCUGAUGAACUACAUUAUCGGCCCAGUUCAGUUGGCGAUACGAUGUAGUCUGGCUGAAGUUAUCAAUCCGAAGUACGAAAGACAAAGGAGCCGCAGUUGACAAUUUAUUCUACCGUGCUUGUUUGUGCACCGCACUUGCAUCAUCAUCCCCUUAACCAAACCAAACCAGCUCCAGUUAACACAACGGUCUCUCAAUACGCAGAAAUCAUGACUACCGAGGCUACUGUUCGGAAGUUCUUCGCUUCCUCCGCAUUUGCGGUCGUUGGAGCGAGCUCGAACCCAGCAAAGUUCGGACACCGAGUGUUUACAUGGUAUUUGGUGCAUGACCUACCUGUGACUCCCAUCAACCCAGGGGCGGCGACCAUAUCCGCCCUGGAGGAGGACCAUCCCACGGUGCCGGACGUGACGGCGCUCCCGAACCCCAAGCAGACGUCACUGUCUGUCAUUACGCCGCCAAGUGCGACGCUCAAGGUGUUGCAGGAAGCCAAGAAGUUGGGAAUCCCUUCGAUUUGGCUGCAACCUGGAAGUUUCGACAACGAAGUCAUGGAGUUCGCCAAUGAGAAGGGGGCUUUCGAGGCUGUGGUUGCCGGUGAGGGGGGCCGAGGCCAUGAAGGAUGGUGCGUCUUGGUCGACGGCGAACGUGGAUUGAAGGGUGCAGGAAAGUUGUAAGCUGAUGAGAACUAUAUGAUGUGGGAAUUGAUAGUUUCUCAAUUAAUGGCCAUGAGACGCCGUGAAAUGUGAAUACUGAGCCGAAUUGGGAUCAUCACCCAUCCAACCGGGCCUUUUGGUGCAUGGUAAAGAUUGGAUUCACAAGAUGCGGAUUUUAAUUGAGCUGCUAAGAAUAAGCAUAAC
Molecule: messenger RNA, 873 nt
Organism: Ilyonectria robusta
Lineage: Eukaryota; Fungi; Ascomycota; Sordariomycetes; Hypocreales; Nectriaceae
Product: CoA binding domain-containing protein
Exons: 4
Coding region: 229-690 (153 amino acids)
Source: RefSeq, a predicted model, not a curated record